UUUACAAAUUACAAAAUGCCUUCCUUUCCGUUUCUCUCAAUUAUCAUCAUAUUUUUCAUGGCGGCCGUCCCACCUCCUCCUUCUUUUGGUUCACAGACGGCUUGUAUGGCGGCGGAUCCUCCUUUAUCGCCUGACAUAAUUCCCCUUUUACCGUCUCCCGUUGGAGCCUCACCAUCUACGACUUACUCUUCCUUGCCCACCACCGUUCCCUCCACCCCAUGUCCCCGUAACUCUGGCGACUUAACGUCUUCCGCAGCCGCUCCUGCCGCCUCUGCGCUUCCACUGCCAGCUUCCUCCACGUCUUCUACAGUCUCAUUUGGGUCUUCCCGGUUGACGGCGUUUUUAGUUGUGUCAGCUUAUUGCUUAAUUUAACGCGGGUUUUUUUGUCUGGGUUUUCUUUGCUUGACAAUGAGGUGACACACAGUUCCGUGCACCGCAGCGGUGUUGUCGCGUUAGACACACGAAACGACAACAAAUUUGGCGUUUAAUGUGAUUGAAGAAUCCAUCACACGUUGGUCAUGCUUUAUUAGACAUGUAAAUAAUGUCGGGUUUGGUUAAU
This is a messenger RNA of Hibiscus syriacus, 559 nucleotides long. Its product is annotated as classical arabinogalactan protein 27-like. The transcript has a single exon. Lineage: Eukaryota; Viridiplantae; Streptophyta; Magnoliopsida; Malvales; Malvaceae. The coding region runs from base 16 to 372 and encodes 118 amino acids. The record is from RefSeq and is a predicted model, not a curated record.